Messenger RNA from Sorex fumeus (smoky shrew), 4641 nucleotides. It is a transcript of the gene CLDN12, whose product is annotated as claudin 12. NCBI's taxonomy places the organism in Eukaryota, Metazoa, Chordata, Mammalia, Eulipotyphla, Soricidae. The transcript is spliced from 3 exons. Gene Ontology annotation, cellular component: plasma membrane. The coding region runs from base 201 to 935 and encodes 244 amino acids. The record is from RefSeq and is a predicted model, not a curated record.
UGUCUGGGGCGCGCACUUCCGGGGACGCCGCGAGCCAGACCAGCUGAGAGCUCCUGGGGGAGGGAGUGUGAAGUGCCUCGGGUGUGAGAGACAGGAUUUAUUCAGCACAUAUUCUUUGAACUUCUCCAGUAUGUCAAGAACUUGAACUGCUCAUUGAGUGCUACAAGUCCGACAGACAAGCCUGCACAAGCCUGCCUAACAUGGGCUGUCGAGAUGUCCAUGCAGCCACGGUCCUGUCCUUCCUGUGUGGAAUCGCCUCAGUAGCAGGCCUCUUUGCGGGGACUCUACUGCCCAACUGGAGAAAAUUACGGCUGAUCACGUUCAACAGAAAUGAAAAGAACCUGACUGUUUACACUGGCCUAUGGGUAAAGUGUGCCCGCUAUGAUGGGAGUAGUGACUGCCUGAUGUACGACACUACUUGGUACUCCUCAGUUGACCAGCUGGACUUGAGGGUCCUACAAUUUGCCCUGCCUCUCAGCAUCCUGAUCGCCAUGGGGGCCCUACUGCUCUGCCUAAUUGGAAUGUGCAAUACAGCCUUCAGGUCCUCGGUGCCCAAUGUCAAACUCGCCAAGUGUCUGGUCAAUAGUGCAGGCUGCCAUCUGGUGGCUGGGCUGUUCUUUUUUCUGGCAGGUAUUGUAAGCCUCUCCCCAUCCAUCUGGGUCAUCUUUUAUAAUACCCAUCUGAACAGGAAGUUUGAGCCAGUCUUUACAUUCGACUAUGCAGUGUAUGUCACCAUUGCUAGUGCUGGGGGCCUGUUUAUGACUUCCCUUCUUCUGUUUAUUUGGUACUGUGCAUGCAAAUCUUUGCCUUCUCCUUUCUGGCAACCACUUUACUCACAUCCUGCCAAUAUGCACACUUACUCACAGCCCUAUUCAGCACGCUCCCGUCUCUCUGCCAUUGAGAUUGACAUUCCAGUAGUUUCACAUACCACCUAAUGAGGGAAAUAGUUGUUAAGAAAAACUUUGUAGCCUCACAUUUCCCCUUUCCAAGGAGUUGUUUGAACCUAUAUAUGUUUUCUUUUCAUUUCUGACCAGUCAGUGAAACCAAGUUUAUGUGUUCUGGUAGAAUGAAGUGCUGCUAGUUUUUAUGAAAAGUACUUUAUAUUAAAUGUGAAUUACUUCUUUUCUUUUGCUUCUUAUACUAGAAGAGUUUUUAACCUUCAUAUUGAUGUCUAAUCAGUUAAAUAGGAGGAACUUUUGUCUCAGUUGAGGUGAUUUAGAGCAACAUGGUAAAGUUAAAAAUAAUGGCUAAGAGAAGGUAUUAUACACAAUCUGAGUUUUUCAGGUUGUUUAUCGUCCUUUCCCCCCCAGAAUACUUUAAGUUAGAAAAAAAAAUUAUUUCACAUAUAAGAAAUUUAUGUUCAGUAGGGUAAUACUAAACAGUAAUCAGUCUGUCAGUUUAAGACUAUGACUUACUUCUCGCUCACACCUACUUGUAUUGAAUAGGGUCCAGAAUUUUGAAGAUAAUGUUCUUUUGUGAAUUCCUUAUCUUCUACCUCAUGCCAAUGGUUAAGAAUUAAAUGCAGUUUAUGUGAUGUCAAAGAAUAAGCCUAACAUUUUAAAUGUUUGCUAGCAAUGAAUAAUGUAUUACAGGAUUUUAAAUGCUAAUGAUUCUAUAAGUUAUUGGAGUUAAAAUGUGCUCGUGAUUGGUGCUUCCUCUGAGGCAAUACAACCUUUUCCUCUAAUACUAAGUGGUAUUCAUAUCCAUCUAUAAUCUUUCAGUGACUGGAAGAAAGAGGACCAGUGUAUUGUAUUCUUUUAACAGUGAUCAGAUGCAGUCAUCUGUUCUUCAGUGACAAUAUUAAUGGUUCACUCUAACUUUUGAUUGAUGGGUGAAAGUUAAGGCAUAACCUACAUUCACCCUUGAUUCAGAUCUUUCCCCAUCAAUGAUUAUUCCUUAAGCAUUUAUCUGUGUCCAACACUUUAGUAGGUGCUAGAAGAGGAUGCAUGGCAAAGAAUGAGAUCUGGUCCCUGUCACAAAGUUUAAUAGGGAAGAUAAACCACUAUUGAUCUUAAAAUUAAUAAUUAAGGGAACAGUCUGACUUUAUUGGUAGCUGCUCUUAAUUUCUCAGUCAUUGCUCCAGUAAUAUAUUUCAAAUGCAAAGGCUUUUACAAUAUCAGCAAUAUUCUAGAACUUCGAAUUUAAUUCAUUAUAGAUCCUUUAGAGCAGGGCUUCUUAAACUUACUUCAUUUGCAAUCCCUUUUUGUCCAAGAAAUUUUUAUGUGAUACCCUGGUAUGUUAAAUAAGUGUACAAAUGAAAUAUUUACUGAGAACUGUAAAGAAACUUUAUUUUACAGUAGCCCUCAUAUUUAGUUAUAUUACCCUAUGUUUGGGGUCACGACCCACAGUUUGAGAAGUUAGGCUUUAAAGGAGUGGUUUUCAACCGUUGGUCUCCAGACUGAUGCAUUCUAUAGAUGUAAAAAGGUUGAAAAUCACUGCUCUGUCCCAGUGGUUAUUCAUUGUCAGUUCUCAAACUGACCUCAAAUGGGUGGUGGUCCUGGUUGAAAACCACUGCUUUAAGUGCCUACUUUAGAUGCUGUCAUAAUAAUAUGUAUGGACAAAGGUAUUAGAGAAAUUGUUCACUUCUGAAAAUAUAAUAGAAAAUGGAGGGGUACUCAAAAUAUCUUUUUUACUUGGGUAAAAUUUAGCGGAACUAAUAAUUUUGAGAAGAAGUUUAGAAAUUCAGGGAUGUUUGGUCUUUGCCUUGAUGAAUUUGAACUGCUGCUUAGUUGGUGUAGUUAGUACUGUGUUCAUAAGGUUUUUAUUCUGUUAACCAUUACAAAUUUCAUGAACAGGUAGCUGCAUGGGAAACAGAUUAUUAUGCCCUUUUUGCAGAUUUGCAUAUGGUUUAUUGUUCUGUGAAUAUACUUCCCUCCAAAUCCCAAUACUAGUUUAUGUAUAUAGCACAUAAUUCCACUUGUAUAAAUUUGAAGUAUCAGUAGAAAGCAUGCAAGACUAUGGCUUUUUAGUUCUGGGUUCUGAUUUUAUUCUUUUUAGAUCUUCUCAGACAUAGUUGAGUCUUGAUCCUUCCAAAAUGAUGGCAGGUAGAAUUUUUACAUAAAAUUACUUUUUGUGUGUUUCUUGGGGGCCAUCCCUGGUGGUGUUCAGGGCUUACUCCAGGCUCUGCACUCAGGGAUCUCUCCUGGCAGGCUUGAGGAACUCAGUGUGGUGUUGGGGAUCAAACCCUGGUUGGCCACAUGCAAGGCAAAAAUGCCCUCUCUGUACUAUCACUCCAGCCCAUUAAGAUUUUUUUCUCUUCCUUUUUUGAGGGGAGGCAAGGGGCACACCUGGUGAUGCUCAGGGGUUACUCCUGGCUCUGUACUCAGGAAUCACCCUUGGCAUUUUUGGGGGAUAGUAUGGGGUGCUGGGGAUCAGACAUAGGUUGGCCACAAACAAGGUAAGCACCCUACCCACUGUACUCUCUCUCUCUCUCUCUCUCUCUCUCUCUCUCUCUCUCUGGCCCUAAGAUUAAAUAUUCCCCUUUGCUGAUUUAUUUCAGUCCCCUCUCUCACUAAAAUUGUCUAUAUAGUGUCAAGAAUUCCACCAUUCUUCUUUUCCUUGUAUAACAAUGGUGAAGAAAUUUAGACUAGCCAUUAAUAUAAGAUAGUGUUUGGACCAUGGGACCAUAAAUAUAAAUGUUAAACUUUUCUUACAAGAAUCUUUUGAAUUUAUAAUCUGUAGCCUCAAAAUGGUAUUUAUUAGGAAAUCACUUAAAAGAAACAGGUGUUUCCCUUACUGCCUUUAAAUGGUUCAGAUUUGCUCUCAGCAGCUGUUCUUCAAAGCCAUCAAAAGAAAGAGAGUGUUUAUCAUUCUUUUAGUACUUUUAAGGAUUCAUCAGGCUCUCAUUGUGAUGGGGAUAUCUUUUAUGGCGGGAGUGGGGGGGGGGGGGCGAGCAGGGAUUGGUCCAUACCCAGUGGUGUUCAGGGCUUCUUCCUGACUAUGCACUCAGGGGUCACUCUUGUGGGUUCUGGGGGACCAUAUGGGUAGCCGGGGCUUGAACUUGGUUCGACUGCAUGCGAGGCAAGGGCCCUAGCCAUUGUACUAUUGCCCCGGUUCCACUUCAAAUUCAUGUUGUAAAAGUCUAUUUAAUAGUAAGCAACUUUUGUAAAAACCAAUUUGGAAACCAAAUUUAAAUGUGGGAUGAAUGUUCCAUAUACAAUUUAUUCACCUUUGCGGAAAAAAAUUCCUGAGUUUACUUGUAAAUAUACACUGCAAUACAUAAUGUUUGCUGUAAGCUGUAAUGUAAAACUUCACUAAAAACUGCACUGUACUACUUGAUGUUUAUUAAAAGAUGUAUUUUUAUAAGUUUCUGUUUGUAGUCUUAUUUCCUCAGUCUUUUAAGGUAGACUAUCUUGAGAAAUGUUAGUUGAAUAUAUGUAAACUGAAAAAGACAUAUUUCACUUUAAAGCCUUAUAAAAUAGCCAUUGAAAAGUAAAUGAAAACCAUGGAUUUAUUGUAGAAGCGUUAAGACUUCUUUGCCCGUUCUAGGAGUGGCCCUAGUUGUUUGCUGAACUGUUUUAAACUAACAUACCACCAAAAAGUACUGAAUGAAGUCAGUGUGCCAGAUUUGUCUUUUCAGUGAAUGAAGUUUCUUAAUGGUCUAUGAUUUUGGCGAUUGGGAAUUCUCAAAUGGUUAAAUAG